AUGAAAGGUUUCCCUGAAGUUAUAGAGGAGUUUUUGGAACAUGAACCAACUAUGAAAUGUGUCGCUUUCAAUCGUCGCGGUACUCUGCUAGCCGCUGGGUGCAACGACGGAAGCUGCGUUAUCUGGGAUUUUGAAACCAGGGGCAUUGCCAAGGAGCUUAGAGAUGAAGAAUGUUCUUCUCCGAUAACCAGUGUUUGUUGGUCGAGGAGUGGUAAUCGAAUUUUGGUAUCUGCUGUAGACAAGUCGCUAACAAUGUGGGAUGUUAUGAGUGGUACAAGAAUAACUAGAAUAUUUUUGAUACAAACUCCUCUACAAGUUAGUUUUUGUCCAGGUUCAUCGAAUUCGUCUCUCUGCUUGGUAUGUCCGGUUUCAUGUACUCCGAUGAUUGUUGACUUAAACAACGGAAAUACAACUCUUCUGAAAAUUUCCGUGUUAGAGAAGUCGAAUGGACUAAACCCUGCGGCCUCGCGUAACAAGGGGCCUGGUGGAACCCCUGUCACGCCUGCGGCUGCAUGUUUUAACAAGACUGGCAACUUAGUUUAUGUGGGAAAUUCGAAAGGGAAAAUUCUUGUGAUUGAUGGGAAAGACGGUGAGGUGCGCGCCAUGGUUCGUGUUUCUGAUUCUAUAGUGAAGAAUGUUGUAUUCAGCAGGAAUGGACGAUAUCUUCUAACGAAUUCAUAUGAACGAAUAAUCAGAAUCUAUGAAAACCUCCUCCCUUUGAAAAAUGAAAUUAGAGCACUUGAUGAACUGGAUGAGAACCAAAAGGAUCUGGAUGGCAUUGAGAAGUUGAACGCGGUAGGAUCAAAAUGUUUAACUUUGGUCCGGGAAUUUAAAGAUUCGGUCAGGAAGGUGCACUUGAAAGCACCUUGUUUCAGUGCUAACGGUGAGUGGGUUGUUGGUGGUUCUGCUAACAAAUCAGAACACAAGAUUUAUAUAUGGAAUAGAGACGGACAACUUGCGAGAAUCCUGAAAGGGCCCAAGGAGAGUCUUCUCGAUUUGGCAUGGCAUCCUGUACGACCGGUCAUUGUAUCUGUUUCCGUGACCGGUGUAGUUUAUAUCUGGGCUAAACAUUACACUGAGUAUUGGAGUGCUUUAUAUCCUGAUUUCACAGAAAUUGAUAAAAAUGAGGUCCUUGUGGAGGAAGAAGAUGAAUUUGAUUUGAAUCCCAGACCAAAGGUAAAUGUAUCCGAUGUUGAUGAAGAUGAGGAAGUUGACAUCUUGACGGUGGAGAAAGAUACCACUUUCAGUGACUCUGAUAUGUCUCAAGAAGAGUUAUGUUACCUGCCAGUAACUCCCAUUCCCGAUCCUCCUGAACUACUGUUGAUUCAGGAACAAGUUCAGGAACCACAAGUUCCUGAACCUCAAAUCAUGCUUUUAGAAUACUAUUCAAAUCCGGUGGACAACAAUAACUCUGGAUCUUUUAUUCCCGAAUCAGCUGAACCAAAUGUAGAGUUGAUGAAUCAAGCCUUAACAUUAUAUAUAGAUGAUGGUGAGGGAACAAGGGGUAAAAGAAUGCGAAAACCUUCUCAGAAGAUGCUGGAGUUGCAGGAACAACAAGCCAAGAAAGCAUCAAAAUCCAAGAAAAAACUUUUAAAUGAGGAAAAUAAUGAUGAUGCUAAUGCUAAUGCAGAUGCGGAGGGAACACAUAUUAAAAGAGGGCGAAAACCUUCUAAGAAGGAUAAAGAUCUUUGA
Molecule: messenger RNA, 1692 nt
Organism: Vicia villosa (hairy vetch)
Lineage: Eukaryota; Viridiplantae; Streptophyta; Magnoliopsida; Fabales; Fabaceae
Product: protein RBL-like
Exons: 5
Coding region: 1-1692 (563 amino acids)
Cellular component (GO): Set1C/COMPASS complex
Molecular function (GO): protein binding
Source: RefSeq, a predicted model, not a curated record